Corvus hawaiiensis (hawaiian crow) is the source of this 1071-nucleotide messenger RNA. RefSeq names its product family with sequence similarity 81 member B (gene FAM81B). The record is from RefSeq and is a predicted model, not a curated record. Lineage: Eukaryota; Metazoa; Chordata; Aves; Passeriformes; Corvidae.
AUGUACUGCGGUCUACAGUCACGGACAUGGACAAGCCAGGAUAGACCCUCCUCAUUGCCUUGGAGACAGAGCUCACCUGCUGGAGAGCAAUUAUCCAGUCAGGAGAGGACCACGGCUUUCCUCCUCCAUCAGGCUUUCCAAAUCAAAAAUGACAUUGUCUCCUACCUCCAGGAAAGCAAAGGUUAUCAGCACAGUGGGACUGAUGAGUGGCUGCUGAAAAACCACACCACAGGCACUGUUAAAAAGCUCAGCCAGGACACUGAAGACGGCAGCAGUUCCGUUGGGAAAGGCAGCCUGGAACGCUCCAGCGGCUGUAGUCGGUCACGGGCUGGAACUCGUGGAGGCACUUCGCCUUCCUGGUGGCCGGAGACAGCAGGGCAGGCAAGGCACGGCACAGCCACACGGCUGGGACGGCUCGGUGCCUGCUCUCCCGGCCCUGGAGCAGCCCGGCCCGCAGUGAAGCCACCUGGCCCAGCGGGGCUGCAGCUGCAGGGAAUUGUUCGCUGUAUUUUCAUCACUGGCCACAUGGUCCCCGCCAGCACCGCACAAGUGGCCCUGGCUGUGUGGUCCUGGCCUCAAGAGGGCCCCAGCCUCAAGAAGGCCCCGGUUGGGAUGGGCCCUGGCAGCCACCUCACCACCCCUGGGGAGAAGUUGACAAGUAUUCUAAAUGACUUCAGGGAUCAGCUACUCACUCAACAGAUGUGUACAGAAGCACAGGUGAUAUGGUCUGAGGAAAAUCAAAAUGACAGGCACUGGCUGCUUAACUUGGUGAAGGAAAGACUGGAAAGAGCAGCAAAAAGAGCAGAAGAAAAGCUUCUAAUUCUUUCACUAAAACUAGAACAAGUGGAUAAACCACAGAAAUAUGAAAAGCAGUUGAAUCAGAUGAAAAGUGUUAAAAACCUGUAUGCAAGAAUUGCCAGAUUUAAAAGACAGAUCUGGGAAGAGUUUGAGGAAGUGCAAAGUGAAUAGAGAUCAGGAUUUCAGUCUAUUCACGAAUCUCUGGAGCUGCUCAAACAAAUACAGAACACAAAGAUGAACCUUGAAAAAAAGAAAAUUUAUAAAGACAUAUAA